CCUUGUAAUAGAGGACAGCCGCUGCGAUCAGCUGACGCCAUCAAUACAACCUUCGCGUCCACUGCAUCAGUUUCGAUGUCGCCCUUAUAUCACCUGACAACAGCAACAAAAUCUUCACGCAAACGGAAGAUACAUAAUAGAUAAAAUGCAUCAAGUCUAGCAAAAAUAAUAUUCAAGCCUUGCUAGCCAUCAAAAUUAACGCUCCAUUGUGAACAUCUCUCAACAUUAGCAGUCGUGCAGGCACCGAGAGGAGAAAACCUUCACGCAAAGUGUACAUAUCACAGGGGAGUUGUGGCCAGAGUUUGUCGACGGUUCCUUCUUCGCACUGAGAUGUGCAGUGUUGCCACCUCCCAGUAUCAUCGAGAACCAGUACCAUCAUGCUCCAGCAAAUCUUCAAAGAGUAUUUCAGCUGCUUCAUAAAAUAGCUGUAAAGUGCUCCUCUUUUUAUAUAAUGGUCUCCCUUCUGACACUACUUCUAUUCAGCUUUGUUCAUUAGGUCUUCUUGUUUAUAGUUAAUUCUCAGUCUAGUGUCCCAAAAUAAAUUAUAAAUAUCAGUUAAAAUAUAAAAAAGAUCAUACACAAGUGGAACCACAUAAUUUAUCAGUGUGCUUGAAUAACCUGAGUAAUAUAAUUUAUUUUGUAACAGGAGGAGUACCAUAUUGGCAGAAAGAGGUAUCUAAAUCCAUUCCACAAAAAUUACAAUAAAACACUUGAAUUAUAUAAGUGAAAACACAUUGGUAUUCAGUGUGUAAACAAAAUUUCUAUGGUAAAUCUUGUCCAAUAACACAUUCAAGUGGUUCAUCUUUAAACAAAUUAAGACUAAUUAGAUAUAUAAUAAUAUUAGCAUUCUUAAGGAGAGAAAACAUAUAGUGCUUAAUAUAGUGUCAAUACUUGUCAAUAAAGUGCUUAAAUUAAAACACAUGAAAGUUAAUGCCAAAAAGAAGCAGUAUCAGUGUCCAGAGUGUCUAAAGGCUUUUAAACGCAAUUCCCAUCUGGUACAACAUAUGACUGUUCAUACUGGAGAAAAACCAUACAAGUGUUCAAUAUGUUUAAAAGAUUUUUCACGAAAAGCAAAUCUAGAAAAACAUAUGCGUGUUCAUACUGGAGAAAAACCGUAUCAGUGUAUAGUGUGUUUCAGUGUCUUUAAAGAUAAAUCAACUCUAGUAAAACAUAUGAGAGUUCAUACAGGAGAGAAACCAUACAAAUGUCAACAGUGUCUAAAAGACUUUUCACAAAACUCUAAUCUAGUAAAACAUAUGAGAGUUCAUACAGGAAAAAAGCCAUAUCAAUGUUCAGUGUGUGUAAAGGUUUUUGCUCAAAAUUCACAUUUAGUUCAACAUAUGAGAAUUCAUACAGGUGAAAAGCCAUAUCAGUGCUCAGAGUGUCUGAAAGUUUUUGCUCAAAAUUCACAUCUAGUUCAACAUAUGAGAGUUCACUCAGGAGAGAAACCUUAUCAGUGUUCAGUGUGUUUAAAAGAUUUUUCAGAUAAAUCAGCUCUAUUACUUCAUAUGAGAGUUCAUACAGGGGAAAAACCUUAUCACUGUUCAGAAUGCCAAAAAAACUUCAAACAAAAUUCGCAUCUAGUACAUCAUAUGCGAGUUCAUACAAGAGAAAAACCAUACAAGUGUUUAGAAUGUCUAAAAGGUUUUACAAGUAAAUCAGUUCUAGUUCAACAUAUGAGAGUCCAUACAGGAGAGAAACCAUUUCAAUGUUCAGAAUGUCUAAAAAGUUUUUCAAAUAAAUCCUUUUUAGUAAAACAUAUGAGAGUUCACACAGGAGAGAAACCAUACCAGUGUUCAGAGUGUUUAAAAUAUUUUUCACAAAGAUCAAAUCUAGUAAAACACAUGAGUGUUCAUGCAAGGAAAAUAUAUCAGUCUUCAGCUAGUGUAAAUGAUUUGUCAACAAAUUCAAUUAUUUUAAAACAUAUAAGAAUUCAUACACAAGAUGAAGUGUAAAUGCUCAUUGUUAUUUUAAAGACUAAUGUCAUGAUAUAUUUUUUAAAUGUAAACUUAAAUAAUAUAUAUACCAUUUCUUCCAAUAUUUUAUUUUAUUACAAUCUGUU
Molecule: messenger RNA, 2062 nt
Organism: Procambarus clarkii (red swamp crayfish)
Lineage: Eukaryota; Metazoa; Arthropoda; Malacostraca; Decapoda; Cambaridae
Source: RefSeq, a predicted model, not a curated record